Messenger RNA from Salvelinus namaycush (lake trout), 4345 nucleotides. RefSeq names its product ADAM metallopeptidase domain 9 (gene adam9a). NCBI's taxonomy places the organism in Eukaryota, Metazoa, Chordata, Actinopteri, Salmoniformes, Salmonidae. Gene Ontology annotation, cellular component: plasma membrane. The coding region runs from base 348 to 2810 and encodes 820 amino acids. Gene Ontology annotation, biological process: proteolysis. The transcript has 23 exons. The record is from RefSeq and is a predicted model, not a curated record. Gene Ontology annotation, molecular function: metalloendopeptidase activity.
AACACGCAUGCGCUGUUUUAUCCUGUCGGGUUUACUGGAUAUGACAUUAGGACUCGUUUGAUCUAAAACGAAAAUAGAUUAAAAAAGAUUGUGAAAUCUGCGUUAUUGUUAACUAUUAUAGUCACUGAUCAUGCGAUCCUGCUAGAUCUAUCGUCUGAAAAGAGCCAAAGCCAGCAGCGGUAAAGCAGUUGCUUGUUGGUGAGCUAGCAAUACUUGUUACGAUAUGGCAAGGUAAUUGUCUAAAGGCUUUUUACAGAAUGUGGAGAAGGCACUUCGUAAUUGCUUGGAAGGCAACGCCUGGAUAAGAAGAUCCCCUACUUAGAUAUUUUGUUGACAAUUAGAUAAACAUGGGUAUGCCAUUAUUGUCCCAUCCGUGCUUUAAAGCAAUUUGUGUCAUCGCUUUACUCAAUGGGCUUGGCGACUGCAGCGAGGGGUCAGCAUCGCAUCAGACCUCGCAGUUCUCCUCAUAUGAAGUCACCAUACCCAAGCGCUUUGGGAAGCAGAGGAGAGACAUGGAUAGCUCAGAUUCUAACCAGGUGUCCUAUAUCAUCAGUGCCAUGGGAAAAGAGCACGUUGUUGUCCUGGAGAAGAAUGAGCUACUGCUCCCUAAGGACUUCACUGUGUACACACAUGCCAAGGAUGGAUCUCUAAUAACCAACAGACCUCCAAUGCAGGAUCACUGUCACUAUCGGGGCUAUGUGGAGGACGUGGAGGGAUCAUCUGUGGCCAUGAGUAUCUGCUUUGGGCUAAGAGGGGUGCUCCUCAUGGACAACUCCAGCUAUGGGAUUGAGCCGCUGGUGUCUUCCUCGGACUUCCAGCACCUAGUGUACCGGCUGGAGGACGUGGUGUCGGAGCCGCUGGUGUGUGGCACUCCACACACGGAACAACUAGCCCCAUCUGAACAGGACCACUCAGCGCAUCACACCCACUCUGACACACACAAACAGCCUGUCAGCCACCUCCUCAGGAGAAAGCGGGCAGUGCUGCUCCAGCCACACUAUGUAGAGCUGCUCCUGGUGGUGGAUAAUGAGAGGUUCACCUACAUGCACAGGAAUGAGACUGCAGUGCGAGACGAGAUGAUUCAUCUUGCAAACUACAUUGACAGUAUGUACGUGGAGCUAAACAUCCGUGUGGUGUUGGUGGGCCUGUACAUCUGGGCCAACGGGAACCCCAUCAGCAUGGAGGGCAGCGCCGGGGAGGUGCUCAGCCGCUUUGUCCAGUGGAGGGAGAAGGAGCUGGUGCCACGGCGACGCCACGACAGCGCCCAGCUCAUUCUGAAGAAGAGCUUUGGGGGCACUGCUGGGAUGGCCUUUGUCAGCACGGUCUGCUCGCGGAGUCACGGGGGUGGGAUCAACGCAUUCACCAACAACAACAUCCCGUCCUUUGCGUCCAUCGUGGCCCACGAGCUGGGCCACAACCUGGGCAUGAACCACGACGAUGGGCGUAACUGCCACUGCGGGGUCACCAGUUGUAUUAUGAACUCGGGCGCCACUGGCUCGCGGAACUUCAGCAGCUGCAGCGCCGACGACUUUGAGAAGAUGAUCCUGAACACGGGGGGCAGCUGCCUGCUUAACAUCCCGCAUCCUGAAGAGGCCUACAGCGCCCCCUACUGUGGCAACAAACUGGUGGACAUGGGAGAGGAGUGUGACUGUGGCUCAGACAAGGAAUGUGAGAAGGACCCGUGCUGUGAAGCCAAGACCUGCAAGCUCAAGGGUGGAGCACAGUGUGCUUAUGGAGUGUGCUGUAAAAAUUGUCAGUAUUUGCCAGGGGGCUCAGUGUGUAGAGGUAGCAAUGAUGAGUGCGACCUCUCGGAGUACUGCAACGGCUCAUCUGCACUGUGUCCAAGCGACGUCUUCAAGCAGAACGGCCAACCCUGCAAAGUGGAUAAGGCCUACUGCUACAAUGGGAAGUGCCAGCACUACGAUGGACAAUGCCGGGCCAUCUUUGGCCCAAAGGCAAAGGCUGCCCCAGAGGUGUGUUUCAAAGAUGUCAACUCCAAGGGGGAUCGUUUUGGUAACUGCGGCUACCAGAACAAUGGCUACAAGAAGUGUGAGAGCAGGAAUGCCAUGUGUGGGAAGCUGCAGUGUGAGAACGUCCAGUCGGUCACCGUCUUUGGCAUCGAGCCCUCCAUCAUCCAGACGCCCAUCGCCGGAAUCAAGUGCUGGGGCGUUGACUUUCUGCUGGGGUCGGACGUUCCAGACCCUGGCAUGGUGAACGAGGGGACCAAGUGUGGAGAGAACAAGGUCUGUUUGAAUUACGAAUGUCGGAGUGCCGACGUGCUUAACUACGACUGUGACAUCCAGAAGAAAUGCCACAGUCACGGGGUGUGUAACAGCAACAGGAACUGCCACUGUGAGAACGGCUGGGCACCGCCCUACUGCGAAGCUAAAGGUUUCGGCGGCAGCGUGGACAGCGGCCCUACGUGGAACGACAAGGACACCGCCACAAGGGAUGGGCUGCUGGUUUUCUUCUUUCUGGUACUGCCUCUGAUGGCGCUGGGCCUCUUCGUCUUCUUCAGGAGGAAUGAGCUGCAGAGGCGCUUCUGCAGGAGGAAAAGAUCCCAGGGCUACGAGGCCGACAGCAGACCUCAGGCCAACACUAGCCGAGGCCCUCCUCCGAGAGCCAACCCCAACACCAUUGUCAAAGACAGACACCAAGCUCAGUUAUUACCACCAGAGGAGGUUGUGCAGACGAGCAGGACCGUCUCUGUGCCAUCUUAUGCUGUCAGACCACCUCCUCCCUAUUCAAGACCAACACCUGCUGCAACACAACUUGUGCCUCAAAGACCUGCGCCCCCACCCCCAGUCUAGCCCAUGGAAACGCGGUCAGCCAAAAUCCACACAUGAAAUGCAGUCACUUGACAUAAGAGGCACACCUGCAAUACAGAGUUGUAAAACAAACUGGACCCGUUUCUGAUCCACUCCAAGGUGUCUUUUUUGUUGUUGUUGCAAGAAGCAGAGAUGUUUGGCUACAUGAGACCGCUGCUACCAAUUGCAUACACUUCACUUCUCCUGUCAUAGGAACUGUCAUAGGAAUGUAAAGAUGAUGACACACAAGCCCUUGAUGAUCAUAGUGGGGAGUUUGUGUUGGUUAAGUAAAACAUUUUAAUUAACAUUUUAGACAAACCUGAUGGUGCUGGUGGGAAUGUAAUCCAUGCGCCGGCUUAACUGAUACUGCAGAAAUGUACCUGGUUUGGAUCAUACUGCCUGCAGUUUACAAUCUCUUUGGUCCUACUGUAUGAUGAUUUGUGUUCUUUAUUCCCUGAAGACAGUUUUGACUCCUCAGAUGCUUUUAUCAGAUUCAGGCCACAUGAGUUUAACAUAAAACUUUUUUUUUAUUUUCACUUGGUUAAUGGUAAUAUGCACCCUUUCAUCACUUGAUAACCCGCAGAUAUUUAAAGUUUUGCAGUAUUAAAUCUGGUUUGAAUUAGUUGUCUUAUAAGUGUGUCCCAUACAGUACAAUAAUGUUGCUCUUACAACCUUAAUCUUAUGUUGCCGUUAAUUUAGCUUAAAAACCAUGCUGGAUUUCUAUCUUCAUUUUUCACCUUUUGGAAAUUAAGAAAAUAUCGUGAACAUAUUGGAUAAUGAGCUAGAUUACACCUGGACCUUUUGACUGAUAAAUGUUUUCUGCAUUUGGUGACCCAAUACAGAUAUUCAUAGCCUGUCCCUUUGUUACAGUUCUUCUAUUCAAUACAUUUUAUAGGAUACUUAUAUUUUCCAAUUUAGCCAUUAUCCCCAAUGGAUUGCCCAAAUUUAGGCACCUUUAUUAAUAAUUUGAUUAAAAACCGGGUCUAAGGGCAUUCGGUUGCGACAGCUUGUGAGAUAAACCAUGGUUCAAUGACCGUACAUGCAAGCAGCAUGCGUGACGGCGUCCGAAAUGACAUCCAUAAUCGGUAGACAGGUCUGAUUCAUAGGUUGCCGUUUGCAUCGCCGAGCAGUGAAGAAACUAUCAAAUCAUAUUUUUAGACGCUAACCCUCCUCCCCAAAACAAAAUCUAAUAUGGAUGCCAAUGUUUUGUUCUCGCUUUGUGCGCGCACAUUUCCUCAACUUCCCGCAUGGUGCCUAUAUUGCGUGGCGGAUUAGCUUGACAGACAGGUGUGAAACACAGCCAUGUGUUCACGCAAAAUGAGAACACAAUAUAGAAUCCAUAAUUGGUUUUGAUUUGAGGAGGUGGGAGGUAGCAUCUAAAAACUGGAUUUAAUAGUUUAUUCACUUUUCUGCGACGCAAACAGUGACCAAUCAAUCAGAACCUUUAUUUAACUAGGCAAGUCAGUUAAGAACCAGUUCUUAUUUACAAUGACGGUCUACCCUGGACAAACCCUAACCCGGACGAUGCUGGGCCAAUU